AGCAGCUCUUUGUUUCAUAUUUUCUGUCAGUCAAAUGAAGCAAGGAAGUAUGCACCUGUAACUCGAACUGCUGAUUAUCCAAGCUCAUCGGAUAAGUCCCCGGCACGUGGGUCAAAACAUUUUUCUGAACGUUACUGCGGAAGGUGUUGUAAAAUUUCAGCGGAAAUGCGCCCAGAACUUGUUUGUUAACGUCGAGGCAAGGUUGAGUUAUCUGUUGAAAGGAGUUUCAUAUAACCAGUUGUAAUGGCCGUGAGGUACACUCUGAACUUGUCAGUUACCUGUCUGACCAGCACAGAGGCUGAUGAUUUUGAUGAGCAUAAAAGAUGGCAGAAGAAGACAAUGAAAGCAAGAAUCCUAAUUGGAGUUUUAACUGCCAUUUGCAGUAUACUCAUUGUGAUAUUAAUUGUAACCUAUGAGAGUGGUCAUAAAUAUUCCGCAUGCACAGAGCAAAAGAAUGAAAGAGCUGUCAGCAAUGACAUUAUCAAGUUUGUCCACUUUUCGGAUAUACAUUAUGAUCCUUUCUAUGACAAGACUAUACCCCAAAGAUCUUUUUGCCGAAAAAAAAUUUCAAAUAGUACAGCAAAGUACACAGCACAGUAUGGAAGGAUUGGGUGUGAUUCACCUAUUGAUCUUGUGCAAAAUUCCUUGGAUGCUAUACAGAAUGUCAGCAAGAUGGAGGAUGUUAGCUUCAUUUUGUUGACAGGUGACUUGUCAGGUCAUGGGAUGUGGACAUCUUAUGCUGGUCCACAUCGAGUAUUGGACAACAUUGCUCAAGUCAGCAACAGAACUCAUGCAAGGUUUCCAAAUAUUCCCAUCUUCCCAGUGGUUGGUAAUAAUGAUCUGCCAGGACAUUAUGUUUUACCAAACUCAAGCGACUGGUACAAAGAGCUUUUAACCUCAUGGGCUCCAUUGAUUUUGUGCUCCUCAUGUCCCAAUGAUGUAAAAAAGCCAACUACAUUGGUUGUUUUAGAAGAGAGUUUUUUGGAGGGUGGUUAUUACAAUGCCAGCAUUGCAAGUGGCAAGAUAGUGUUAUUAGUCUUAAACAGCCUUUACUGGUCUGUAGCAGUGGACCACAAUGCAGAAAUCUUUCAAAAGGCUGUCCAGCAGUUAACAUGGAUAGAAUACCAGUUAGAAAUUGCAGCAAUGCGAGGACAAAAGGUGAUAUUGGUGGGCCACAUCCCUGCAGGAAUCGAUACUUACGACGGCAAGUCCUACUGGUUCAGUAACUACACUAGUAGAUACGUUAGUCUUGUUGCAGAAAAGUACAGUUCUUUUGUGACUGCCCAGUUCUUUGCUCAUUCACAUAAAGACGAUUUCCGUCUUCAGAUGUCUAUGACAGAAACUGAGGACGCUCAACAAGGAGCAAAGAAGGCGUUUGUGCUUCUUGCACCCGCCAUAUCUCCUGUCUACCAUAACAACCCAGCAUUCAGAGUAGUCUCUCUGGACACUGACCAACUUGCCCUGCUGGAUUACACACAGUAUUACAUGGACUUAGUCAUGGCUACAGAGUUCGCUAGCCCGAUCUGGCAACUGGACUACACUUUUAGUCAGAAGUACCCAUCUCAGAGUGAGCUUCUCGACGCCGACAGAAUCAACGAACUGAAUGAACAACUUAUAAACCAAACAAGUAACAAGGUCUGGAAAGGAUACGCGUUCUCGCGCGAGACAAAUUAUCAGCCGGAGCCAUAUUCUAGAUUUCAGCUUUACUGCGGAAUGCGGUUUGUUCAUAAGGAGGAUUUCCAAAGAUGUAUUGAAGAGUAUAAUGUCCCUGGUGGUUAAGGCAAUUUUUAGUUGAAUGACGAAGAUGAUCCACAUUCCACUGCUUUUGUUUUAAUUCCCUCAUGUGAUUGGUUAGAAAAAAAAAAACUCGCGCUAUCCUCUAAACUAAUCAGAUGCAAAAAGAACUGCCACAUGGCCAAUCGCAUUUUCCGGCGCCCUGUGGUUUGCUUUUUUCGUUUUUAAUCGCCACACGCUCCUAGUUGUGUUCUCGUCCGCUCUGUUCGGCCCUUGUGAUUAUUUUGACUUUGUUGUAGAUGCCCGAAAGUGUUUAUCAGUCCCAGCUUCUUUUUCAUGUUUCUUCGUUAUAAGGACAAGGAGACCGUCAUGGAAGGAAGUAAUCAAAGCGUUUUUUUUUUUUCAAGGAAUUAAUAAUUUGCAAAAAGAGUGCUUUCUAUUUUUCUUCCUGAAAAAAAUACGAGGUUUUUAGCGGUAAAUUCUGGGGAAACUUCUCCAGCGAUGUUUGUUUUAGCUUUUGUCCGUGGGGAGAAAUCAGUUUGCUUGAGACCCAGAUGGUUGAGAACUUUGUGGUCCAUAACGACUAUUACGUCUUUCACACCACGAAUUUUUCAAGUUUACUACUCAGUGUUUGAAUUAAUUAAAAAAAUGGUACAUGUAGGAAAUGACACAUUUAAGUUUUAUUAGAUUAAUAAUUUAACAAAAUUUUAAACUUUUAACUUUGCAAAUAAAAUGUACAUAUUCAAAUACCAAUUUUCUAAGCAUGUAAAAGGUAAAAUUAAACUUACCGCAAACAAACAGGUGUUCU
Stylophora pistillata is the source of this 2542-nucleotide messenger RNA. Its product is annotated as sphingomyelinase phosphodiesterase D. The record is from RefSeq and is a predicted model, not a curated record. NCBI's taxonomy places the organism in Eukaryota, Metazoa, Cnidaria, Anthozoa, Scleractinia, Pocilloporidae. Gene Ontology annotation, molecular function: phosphoric diester hydrolase activity.